AUGCAACCUUUGAGCUGGUAUUCAGAAAAUAAUGUGAUCGUUCGCACAAACGAAAAGACGAUCAAAAUCGACACACCACAAAAUGUGAAUGGUAUCUCUGCGAGUGGAACAUCUGUACCUUACGAAACCUAUUUGACAGAUAUCAUAAGUUAUAGUAAAAUUUCCAAAUGUGGUGCCGUUUUCAGUGAUGGUAUAUUGGUCUUUAAGCUGCCAAAGCUUCGAUUUGAUGGCUUUGGGUUGAUCAUUGAAAUGGAAAAUACCACGUACGAAGAAGAGAAGGUUUUGGAGAAUGAAUCAAUUCCAUUGGAUAUGGUGAUCGUUCUUUUCUGCGGUUAUGAACGAACGAGUGUUCCUAACGUUUACACAACUGGCGAAGUGACUUUAUACGGUGGUAUGAUUUAUGGACUUGUCGUGCUCGGUUAUGACAUGGAAGACUUUGAUGAUGAUACUGAACGAUUAUGCCAAACUUCACGAUCCUAUGAAAUCAAAGUAAGCCUCCUGACGAACUUAUCCUUUGUGUUAAAAUGGACAAGCUCUAGGUGCUGA
This is a messenger RNA of Funneliformis caledonium, 546 nucleotides long. The record is from the annotation of a GenBank genome assembly. NCBI's taxonomy places the organism in Eukaryota, Fungi, Glomeromycota, Glomeromycetes, Glomerales, Glomeraceae.